This is a messenger RNA of Schizophyllum commune H4-8, 1716 nucleotides long. RefSeq lists its product as uncharacterized. The coding region runs from base 1 to 1716 and encodes 571 amino acids. The record is from RefSeq and is a predicted model, not a curated record. Lineage: Eukaryota; Fungi; Basidiomycota; Agaricomycetes; Agaricales; Schizophyllaceae. The transcript is spliced from 5 exons.
AUGGCACUCGCAUUGGACAAAGAUCUAGAGGAGACAAUGCUAUGGAACAUCCGCGGCCUCACGUCGCACGUCUUCCACGACCGCAUCUGCAAGACAUGGCCUGAGGCAUGGCCCGCGACCCUCGCGAAGGCCCUCCUCGCCGCGCACUUCGACGAGGACGCGGGCUACUGGCGCAUCUGGCCGUCCGAUCCCCACAUGCCCCUUGCUCACAAGACAAUGGCCUUCCUCAACGGCUUCGCAGCAAUCAUCCGCGAUCACUGGUCCGCGCAGGGCAUCGACACCACCAACCUCCCCACCCGCCAGUGGUUCGCCGAUACCUCCUUCGAGGGCCGCCUCAGCGAGGCCCCCGCGCCCGACCUCAUCCUCCAGGACGCCAUGGGCCCAUACAAGUGGGAAGACGCCCUCGCGAUCGGCUGCACCACCGAGAACGCCGACCUCCCCGGCGCCUGGCACCCAGUGCAGACCCUCGCCGAGAACGCGGGGCCCCUCAUGAGCCGGCAGCGCAGCCGCCUGUACGGGCUCGGGAUCGCGGUGUACCGCCGCGAAGAUAGCCAGGGCGCGGUGCUGCGCCUGGUGGGGUGGGACCGCAUGGGCCUCGUUGUCGCGAAGAAGUUCCCCAUCCACGAUCCGGCAUGCGCUGAGGCCCUCGUCCGCGUCGUCGCCGGGACGAUGUUUGCGCCUCGGCCGCGCCUCGGGUGGGACGCCUCUGUGAAGCUGCGCUACGGGCAGGAGUUCAUCCGUGUCAAAGAUAUCGAUUUUGCAGCGGCUGCGCGCGUCGAUGAGGAGGCGGGUGUGACGGGCAAGGGCGCGUCCAUCUACGUCGACAGCGAGGAGCACGAGGACGGCGUUGAGCUCGAGGUGUUCGAGUGGACAUCGCCCCCUCCACGCGCGCAGCUGAAUCAGAGGGCGACAUUGUGCUGCUCGGUGCGCGGCCCGGAUGGGCGCAUGUAUGCCUUGCGCCGGACUUGGGACGACCCGCGCGCCCCGCACGGCCAUAAGAAUGAGCGCAGAAUGGUCGGGACGCUAGGGCACAUCGAGGGCGUAGUAGAUAUCGUUACAAGUGGCGUGGUAGAGAGCAACGGCAAGCCACAGAGCACCGACAAGCUGCGCGGUUGCAUGAAGGCGAAGGACCAAGACUAUAAGAAGUUCAUGGGCAUGAGCAUGCGUCGGCACCAGCAAGUGUUGAUGUAUCCGUUCUGCGAAGAUUUGUCAGAAUUCGAGAGCCCGCUCGAGGUGGUGCAUAUAUUCAGCGACGUUCUAAAAGCCAUGGGCAGGAUGCUCAAGCAGAGGGCCAUGCACUGCGAUAUCUCAGACAAUAAUGUCAGGCUCUGGCGUCCGACGACAGGCCGCGUCCGCGGGAUGCUGAUCGAUCUGGAGAAGGGGUGUUUCCUAGAUGAUCACGGCCAAAACACGAAGGAAAUCAUGACAGGCACCCUCACCUUCAUGUCCAUCGGCGUCCUCGAACAUGCGCCCCGAAAAGCCAAGGACGACCUCGAGUCGCUCGUCUAUCUCUUCAUCCUCAUCUGUACUCAGUACGCAGGCCCGCGCGGCGCCUUCCGCAGGGACAAGGGGUGGUCACAGUGUGACAUCGCGGUUUGGGAUGUGCUGGACGACGUCCACCUCGCCCACAAGAUCGCCUUGCGCAGGAAUGAGCAUGGGGAGAUAGACCGCGUUUUGGACGACUUCACGGACCCGUGGCGCGCAAGAUGUUACUGA